This is a messenger RNA of Sphaerodactylus townsendi, 700 nucleotides long. It is a transcript of the gene NMS, whose product is annotated as neuromedin S. The transcript is spliced from 10 exons. NCBI's taxonomy places the organism in Eukaryota, Metazoa, Chordata, Lepidosauria, Squamata, Sphaerodactylidae. The record is from RefSeq and is a predicted model, not a curated record. Bases 108 to 554 code for a protein of 148 amino acids.
CCAGGCCAGUCAGAAAACGGCUGGGUAGUGACCUGGCUGUCUAAUCCUCAACUUGGGGAGAUGUGGAAGCUUUGUUGGAGGAGCAAACUUUGGUUUCGCCUGUGAAAAUGAAACAGCACCGUCCUCCCUUCCCGCUGAUGCUUGUGAUCUACUGCCUUUGCACCGCACAGUUUACCUCAGGAUUUCCUCAACCUUUUGCUGGUUAUCUAAGUGAAUCAGACAUUCCUAAAAAUGAGAGACUGGCACUGUGUUUCAGUCAAUGGAUAGAACAGUCUGAUCAGCCCCAGAUCUCCAGUUCUGUCAUGGAUCUCUGUAACUCCAUGUUUAAUAGCAUGCAAAUAGAUGAGGAAAAUAUGCAAGAAAUAGAUAAGAGAUUUUUAUUUCAUUACUCCAGAGCUCAAGAUCCAACGUAUCCUCUUAAAGCUGGGGAAUCAGAAAUGGCUGCGGCAGAGUUCACCAAGAAGCAUGAGUUGGACGCCUUGGGACGACCCUUUUUUCUUUUCAGGCCUCGAAAUGGAAGGACGGUGGACGGUGGAGGAGAGUAUGCCAUUUGACAGAAUGCAAUGGAAGAUGGAAUUCACUGACUUGCUCUAUCAGUUUAUAUGAAGAACAGAAAAGCUGGAUGACCAGUUAUAUGCUUUUAAAGAAAGACAUACUUCUCAAGCAUUUAAAGUUCCAUAUAAUAAACAUGCAGCCGUUA